AGAUGGACAAGGAGAUCUACUAUAAGUCAGCCAGAACAGAAGGGAAUCGUGAGACCUCCUUCGUCAAAUUGUCAGCUCUGCUAAAAGAGAGACUUCCAGGAAAAAUUCUUCAACUCAUGAAGCAGCCAGGCUAGUGUUAAGAAACACACCUCAACCUUUGUGCUUCUACUCCAGGAUGCAGUGGGAAACAAGGCAUGCAGAGAGCAAAUAAAUUCUGCAAGAAAGGCUUUUUGCAACUCCUUCCCAUUUUUGGAAAGUGUAAUGGCUGGCGGUGAAGACAGUGCAAAGCAUCCUGACUCAUAACUGUGGCCACAUUUAACAGUGAUCCUACAGUGGAAAAUGGGGAAUUCAGAAAGCCAAUACAGUCUUCAGGGAUCAAAAACUCAUGCUGCUGCUACAGCUGGCGCCAAGCAGAAGCCUUGCUCUCUAAAAAUCCGCAGCAUUCAUGCUAAAGAUGAAAAGUCUUGCUCCUUGCAUGGAUGGGGACAUACCAGUAGUGGCUCAAAUUAUAAAUCGAGGUCCCUUGCCAGAAGCUGCCUUUCCCAUUUCAAGAGUAGUCAGCCUUAUUCAUCUAGACUCAGUGACACUGUGCUGAAGGUCCCUAAAAGCAAUGCCCAUGCCAAACACAGGACAAAUGCCUCAGGGGACUACUGCCAAGGAAGCAACGCAACGUUUUUGCCUGAGAACGGUUUCCACUAUAUUGGCCUUCAAGCUGCAAGUAAUCAUGCUGCCUCCCGAGAAUGCAAUGGACACAUUUUAAAUUGCUACGGAAAGAAUGAAAGUCUUGCAUCAACCUCACCAUCAGAGGACAGGAGGAGUCCAAAAGUCCUCAUUAAAACACUGGGGAAACUGGACGGCUGCUUGAGGGUCGAAUUCCACAACAGCAGCAACAACAAAUUACCUACAGAGGAGUCCAGUGGACCAGUCCAGUUGUUGAGGUAUUCACCCACUUUAGAAUCUAAAUCGAAUAACCUGCUUGAUGUCAGGAGGAACUCCAGCGCAGACUGUUCUUCCAGCCAUCGUCUGUCACCUACUGACUCAAGGCUUCGAUCUAGUAAAGGAAGCUCCCUGAGCUCCGAGUCUUCAUGGUAUGACUCUCUCUGGGGAAAUGCUGGGGAUAUCAAUGAGCUGGAUGGUCCAUAUUUGACGAGGAGCACUCCAGAUACGAGCAUUCAUGCCAGUUUCCCAGCAAGCGACAACAAGAAGUCCUUCAACCAAAGUUCAUCUCUUUCCUCACUCCGAGAUCUGUAUAAGGAUACAAAUUUGGAAAGCACCCCUCCACCUGGGAUCAGGCUGUCUGAUGAAUAUAUUGACACUCAUGGCAGCUUAAGCAACCGUGUAUCAUUUGCCUCAGACAUUGAUGUUCCCUCCAGGGUAGAGCAUGGAAGUCCUGCACAUUACUCCUCCUACACGCUUCCAUGCAGAAAGUCUAAGCCCCUCAGUGAGGAUGCAUCCAAGAAGGAUACGUUAAAAAACCGAAUGCGACGCAUCAGUGAUUGGACAGGAAGCCUCUCGAGGAAGAAAAGAAAGCUGCAGGAGCCAAAAUGUAAAGAAGGGAGCGAAUACUUUGACAGCAGAAUGGACAACUUCACUACAGACGCUCUGGCACCAUCCCAGCUUUCCAGUUUGCUGUGGUCACCUGGCUCCAGCCAUGUCCUGUCCCAUAGAAGUGAAUCCACUAACGCCAUCAGCGGUGAUGCCCUGAGGCAGAACAUUUAUGAGAACUUCAUGCGGGAGCUGGAGAUGAGCAGGACAAAUGUUGAGAACACGGAGACCUCAUCAGAAACCGAAGACUCCAGCAGUGAGUCGCUCAGCUCCUUAGAGCAGCUGGAUCUGUUGUAUGAGAAAGAGCAAGGAGUGGUGCGCAAGGCAGGGUGGCUGUUCUUCAAACCCCUGGUGACUCUGCAGAAAGAGAAAAAACUGGAGCUGGUCACACGGAGGAAGUGGAAGCAGUACUGGGUAACCCUCAAAGGUUGUACCCUGCUGUUUUAUGAGACCUAUGGAAGGAAUUCGAUGGAACAGAGCAGUUUGCCUCGGUACGCCCUGUUUGCAGAAGACAGUGUAGUGCAGUCUAUUCCAGAGCAUCCCAAGAAAGAAAACGUGUUCUGUCUCAGCAAUUCUUUUGGAGAUGUCUACCUAUUUCAGGCGACAAGCCAGACGGAUCUGGAAAACUGGGUUACUGCCAUACAUUCAGCUUGUGCUUCCCUCUUUGCAAAGAAGCUUGGGAAAGAGGACACCGUCAGACUGCUGAAAAAUCAAACCAAGAGUCUCUUCCAGAAGAUUGACAUGGACAGCAAGAUGAAAAAGAUGGCAGAGUUACAGCUCUCAAUUGUUAGCGAUCCAAAAAACCGGAAGGCCAUAGAGAAUCAGAUCCAGCAAUGGGAACAGAACCUGGAAAAAUUUAACAUGGACCUUUUCCGAAUGCGAUGUUACCUAGCCAGUUUGCAAGGUGGGGAGCUCCCAAACCCAAAGAGCCUUUUGGCUGCUGCCAGUCGUCCUUCAAAAUUGGCCCUGGGGAGGCUUGGCAUUUUCUCCGUCUCAUCCUUUCAUGCACUGAUCUGCUCCAGGGAUGAAGCUGCUCUCAGGAAGCGUACCCUAUCUCUGUCACAAAGAGUCCGAAGUAAGAAGGGUUUAUUUUCUUCACUGAAAGGACUGGACACAUUGGCAAGAAAAGGAAAAGAAAAGCGACCUUCCAUAACUCAGAUUUUUGAUUCAGCUGGAGGGCAUGGAUUUGCUGGUGCCCAGAAUUCAGCUAACUCUGUUGAGCAGCAAGUUGAUGAAUUCUUGAAUGUCUACUGCUCAGUGCCAGAGAGCAUCCAGAAGGAGAGUGCUUGGGAAACACAAACCUAUGUUCAUUUUUGUGAUGGCCAAGGAGUAGCGUUAACCCUCAAGCCAGAACACAGAGUGGAAGAUGUUUUAUCUUUGGCAUGCAAGAUGAAACAGCUGGAACCGAGACACUAUGGCCUGCAACUCAGAAGACUGGUUGAUGAAAAUACUGAGUAUUGUGCUCCUGAACCAUAUGAAUACAUAGUAGACCAGGUGUAUGAUGAAAUAGAAAUUUGUCCAUUAAAUGUUUAUCAUGUUCAUCUUACAAAGACUGAAAGCAUAAGUGAUUUUGGUUUUGCUGUCACAGCUCAAGUUGAUGAAAAUCAGCAUCUCACCCAUAUAUUUAUAAGUGAUGUUCUUCCUGAUGGACUGGCAUACAAAGAAGGGCUACGAGUAGGCAAUGAGAUUUUGAGCAUAAAUGGAGAGGUUGUAUCUGAUCUUGACCUCAGACAGAUGGAGCAAUUGUUUUCAGAGAGAAGUGUAAUGCUCACAUUGAGAAUUAAUCAUUAUGGAGCUCAGCAACCAUUAUGUGCUUCAUGGUCAGAUGGUGACAUUUCCAGAGACCCAAAAAGUUUGUUGCCCCCUCCAAACCAGUCACAGCUCCUGGAAGAGUUUCUGGAUAACUUCAGAAAGAGCACAGCAAAUGAUUUCAGUAAUGUACCUGAUGUCACAGCCAGCUUGAAAAGGAGCAGUACUGAUGGCACUCUGGACCAAGUGCCACACAGGGAAAAAACUGAUCCAACUUUCAGGGAAAGGGAUUUAGCAGUGAUGAACGUACUACUCUCCAAAUCCUCUCUACUUCUCUGCAAUAGUGCAGAACAGAUCAGCGCAUUGUGCCGAAAUUUCCAAGAAGUCCAGGCAAGCAGUAUGGAAGGACAGAAGGACAACCAGGAUCCGCCUCCACGACCACUGGCUCGGCACCUUUCUGAUGCAGAUAGAUUGAGAAAAGUCAUCCAAGAACUUAUGGACACUGAGAAAUCUUAUGUCAAGGACUUGAGCUGCCUCUUUGAGCUGUACUUGGAACCCCUUCAAAAUGAAACCUUCCUUACCCAAGAUGAGAUGGAGUCCUUGUUCGGCAGUCUGCCAGAAAUGCUGGAUUUCCAGAAGGUGUUUUUGGAGACCCUUGAAGAUGGAAUUUCUUCCUCCUCAGAUUUUAAUACGCUGGAAACGCCAUCCCAGUUCCGGAAAUUGCUGUUUUCCCUCGGAGGUUCCUUUCUCUAUUAUGCUGACCACUUUAAACUGUACAGCGGCUUCUGUGCAAACCACAUCAAAGUUCAGAAAGUUCUUGAGAGAGCCAAAACAGAUAGUGCCUUUAAGGCCUUUCUGGAUGCUCGAAACCCCACAAAGCAACAUUCUUCAACGCUGGAGUCGUAUCUCAUAAAGCCUGUCCAGAGAGUGCUGAAAUACCCUCUACUGUUAAAAGAGCUGGUGUCUCUGACAGAUAAUGAAAGUGAGGAGCACUAUCAUUUGACAGAAGCACUGAAGGCAAUGGAAAAAGUAGCCAGUCACAUCAAUGAGAUGCAGAAGAUAUAUGAAGAUUACGGCACUGUAUUUGAUCAGCUGGUUGCCGAUCAAAGUGGAACAGAGAAGGAGGUGACAGAGCUUUCAAUGGGAGAACUUCUGAUGCAUUCUACAGUUUCCUGGCUGAAUCCUUUCCCAUCUCUGGGCAAAGCAAGAAAAGACCUUGAACUCACAGUGUUUGUUUUUAAGAGGGCUGUAAUACUUGUAUAUAAGGAGAACUGCAAACUGAAAAAGAAAAUGCCCACUAAUGUUCGUGCUGCACAUAAUUAUGGUGACUUGGAUCCAUUUAAAUUUCGUUGGCUGAUUCCUUUAUCUGCUCUUCAGGUUCGACUGGGGAAUACAGCAGGAACAGAAAACAGCUGUAUCUGGGAACUGAUUCACACCAAGUCAGAACUAGAAGGCAGGCCAGAAACUAUUUUUCAGUUGUGCAGCAGUGACUGCGAGAACAAGACUAACAUUGUGAAGGUGAUCCGUUCUAUUUUGCGGGAGAAUUUCAGACGCCACAUAAAAUGUGAGUUGCCACUGGAGAAAACGUGUAAAGAUCGCCUUGUUCCACUCAAGAACCGUGUGCCUGCAACAGCCAAACUGGCUUCCACGAGGUCUUUGAAGGUACUGAAGAAACCCUGCAGUAGUGAGUGGAACAGUGACAUGGGGAAAGGUAACUUCCAGGAUUCUGACGAAUGCAGCUUGAGUAGCAGUACUCAGAGCAGCAGUUGCCACACCACUGAGAGCAUACAGGAGCCCAAAAAUUCAUCUCCUGAUAAACAUUUACAGAGUUGUGCAUCAGACUUUUCCAGUGUUCUUGUCAAGGAAUCCGAUAUUCUCAGUGAUGAUGAUGACGAUGACUAUCAGAGCCUAAAGAAAGGCAGCCCUACUAAAGAUAUUGAAAUACAGUUCCAGCGGCUGAAGAUUUCAGAAGACCCUAGUCCUGACUCUGAACGAGAUCAGGCUGCUGAAAACGAGGAAGGGGAUGGUUUCAAGACAGAUGAGCAUCCAAAGCUGGUGCGUGGCCAUUUUUGCCCAGUUAAGCGAAAAGUAAACAGCACAAAGCGUAACAAAGGAACUUUACUGGCAAUGCAAGAACGUCACCAAUCCCUUGACAGUCAUUCGGAUGCUGCAAACUUGGAUCUGAACUCUAUUUUAGAGAGAGAAUUCAGUGUCCAGAGCUUAGCAUCUGUAGUUAAUGAGGACUGUUUUUAUGAAACUGUGGAGAGGCACGGGAAAUCCUAGCUUUCUGAGCACUAUAUGUAAAUUGUUCAUUUUAAGUCCACAUAACAUUCAACAAACUUAUUUUGCUUUAAAACUAGUAAAUUCAUGGAAGCCGCAGGAAAACUACUAUCUAUUUGAUUUUGUGCACUAAUACAUUUUUUUCCACAAGAACAGCUGUAAAGGAGUCUUAAGUUAUUUUAAUUUAUUGCGGAUCAAAAAUAGAUUAAGUUGGCCAAGGUCUGUAAAUUAGUUUACCCCUUUCAAGCAGUUACUGAGAUUUUGUAGUAUUCUUGAGGAGGGUAAGGGAAGGAUGGCUUUGUUAGUAUUUUAAGUUAUGUGGAAAAGAUACUAGUGAGUGACAGAGAUUACAGUGGACAGUAGCUUUACAAAAGGAUUUUUUUUCAAUACCUUGGGCAUUUUAUUUCUUUGGUUUUCAUUUUUGCUUUAUUUAAAGCAGAAUUAAGUUAUUUUAAUGUGUUCUACUGCACGACAGUGCUGAAGUUUCAUUUUUUUUUAAGUUUUAAGAUGCUGUUUAUACUUUAUAUAUAUAUAU
Molecule: messenger RNA, 6109 nt
Organism: Struthio camelus australis
Lineage: Eukaryota; Metazoa; Chordata; Aves; Struthioniformes; Struthionidae
Source: RefSeq, a predicted model, not a curated record